Messenger RNA from Linderina pennispora, 318 nucleotides. Its product is annotated as cytochrome c oxidase, subunit VIa. The transcript has 3 exons. The record is from RefSeq and is a predicted model, not a curated record. Gene Ontology annotation, cellular component: mitochondrial inner membrane. Bases 1 to 318 code for a protein of 105 amino acids. NCBI's taxonomy places the organism in Eukaryota, Fungi, Kickxellomycota, Kickxellomycetes, Kickxellales, Kickxellaceae.
AUGUUCCGCGCUGCAAGAUUCGCUCGCACCGCUGCCCCUCGCUUCGGCACCCGCGCGUACUCUGGUGGUUACACCAAGGAGGGCUAUGAGGCCUCGAAGGAGCAGGCCAAGUCUGCUGUUGAGACCUGGAAGAAGAUCUCGAUCUUCCUUGCCCUGCCGGCCUGCGCCAUCUUCGGCGUGGUCGCGACCAAGGAGGAGCUCGAUCACAUCCACCAUCUGGAGCACGACCCGCCCAAGUUUCGCAAGUUCCCGUAUGGCGACGGUGACCACACUCCGUUCUGGAACCCGCUCACCAACCCCGACCCCGUCGAGGAGUAA